AUGAUUCCAGUUACUGUCACGGCAAAUAACACAUUGCUUCCCAUAUAUCCCAACUCUACAAGUCCCACUGCUUUCUACGAAUACUUUGGGUCUCUCAAUUUCUCUAGAAUUUCACCAUUCGCCAACACUGUAUCCGGUACAUUCAACAUCAGUGCAACCUACUGUGAGCCAUCAACCAACUUAGAAGGACGGAAUGCAGUGCAACUCCUCGUUCAUGGAGUUGCGUACACAAAGUCAUACUGGAAUGGCAACGAAUAUCCCGAUCCAGAAUUCGCCGGAGAAUACAGUUGGGUUUCCCAUGCCCAAUCCCAAGGCUACGCAACUCUAUCCAUCGACCGCCUUGGAAACGGCGCAUCUUCUCACCCGGACCCAAUAAAUGUUGUCCAGGGACCACUCCAAGUCGAAAUUCUCCAUCAACUAACGCAGUCGCUCCGUGCUGGUACAAUACCAUCCAUCUCCCAGAUAUACAAAACCGUCAUCCUCGCAUCCCAUAGCUACGGCUCGAUCCUCGGCCGCUCCUUAGCAACACUACACCCCACUACCGGUGCAGACGCCUACAUCCUGACCGCUGCCGGUCCCGAUGUCGAAAAAGGCUUCGAGGCCACACUUCCAACAUUUCAUGCCCGAGCAGCCAGCCAUGUAGAUCCUUUACAGUUCGACCAGCUCCCUCAAGGCUACUUGAGUAUCCAUCCUCCCUCACUGCGCACCUCGCUGUACUCUUAUCCCGGCGAUUUCUCACCCGGCCUCCUCGCCUACGACGAGACGCUCACACACAUUUUUGCAGCUGGUGAAGUGAUCGCACAAGCACCACUAGAAUCUUCACCGUCCAAUUUCACGGGACCAGUCUUUGUGUUGACGGGAAGGUAUGACCAGAUUGCUUGCGGGGUGGGGAAUUUCACGGCGAGUGUUGCACAGUGUAACAUCUCUGAGAUUGGGGGUUUGAAGACCUUCUUUCCGAAAGCAAAGAGCUUCGAGGUGUAUAUACCAGAUCAGACGGGACAUAAUUUGAAUACGCAUUUUUCGGCCGGUGAGAGUUUUGGUGUCGUUGGGCAGUGGUUGGAUAAUGCUGGGUUUUAG
This is a messenger RNA of Mollisia scopiformis, 1077 nucleotides long. RefSeq lists its product as uncharacterized. The record is from RefSeq and is a predicted model, not a curated record. Bases 1 to 1077 code for a protein of 358 amino acids. Lineage: Eukaryota; Fungi; Ascomycota; Leotiomycetes; Helotiales; Mollisiaceae. The transcript is spliced from 2 exons.